Molecule: messenger RNA, 2562 nt
Organism: Cuscuta epithymum
Lineage: Eukaryota; Viridiplantae; Streptophyta; Magnoliopsida; Solanales; Convolvulaceae
Source: the annotation of a GenBank genome assembly
GCAGACAGCCAUAGAAACAGAUCGCUAAACAAACCCCCCUCGAGCUAAACUGCAGCAACCAACGACGAGUGACGAACGACGAACGACGAGAGCCAUCUCCAACUCCGGCGAACCUUCAUCUUCGGCGACCCCAUUCCGGCGAACCUCCAUCUCCAGCUCCAACACUCUUUCUUCUUGAUUCUAGGUAAAUCAAACUCCAUUUCAUCUCAUUUUGAACUUAGGGUUUUGAAUGUUAAAAUUUUCGAAUUUUUGGAUUAUGAAUUGAUUGUGAAUUCAAUUGUUGUGAAAUGUGGAUAUGUAUGAAAUGUUGAAAUUUGAUUUUAAAUUGAUUGUAAAUUGUAGUGUGUAUUUUGACAUUUGGGCAUUUGGGUAGACUUGAAUGUAGCUAAAUUUGGGUAUUGAAAUGUAGACUUGAAUGCAGAUAUCAAAAUUUGGGUAAUUUCAUAUUGAAAUGUGAAUUGUUUGUGAAUUUUGACUUUUGGAUAUAUUACAAUUUUGGUAGUUUUUUCUAUUGAAAAUUUGAAUGUGUUUAAAAUGUGUAUAUUGAUGCCUACUCAUGAAUUUUGGACAAUGCAUUGUUAUUAGAAUAUGGAUUUCUCAAGCUUCCCAAUCAUAUGUCAUUGGGGAGGGAACUAUUAUGAGGAUGCUGGGCAAAUAUGCCUUGAAGGUGGUAGAACCAGCUUUGUCAUGGUUUCUCGUGGCGCUUGCAUGCUGGAGAUCCUUCAAAAAAUACAUGCAGUCACAAUGAUUCAUCCUAGCCGUUCUUUGCGGUUGAAAAUGAAAUUUCCUAUGAACGGGGGAAAGUACAUGCUUAUGAGGUGGGCAGUACUUGGGAGGAGCCUUAUGCGCAUCAUAGGCUAUGUAUCCGCCAUCUUGCAUCAAAUGUGCACACUCAUUUCAAAGACAUUCAUCUAAAAAAUAUUUUUGUGUGGAUCGCACGGCAACAUCAGAAAAAGAAAUUUGAUGGUGGGUUCAAGAAGAUAGGUGAAAUGAGUUUGGAGGCACGACACUUUUUGGCCAACAUUCCUCCGGAAAUGUGGUCAUUGCACCACGAUGGCGGGUACAGAUACGGUACCAUCACUUCAAAUCUGGCAGAGGUUUUCAAUAGCGUCAUGAAAAAUGCUAGAUAUUUGCCCAUCACCGCCUUGGUCCAGGUGUCUUUUUACCGGGUUAACGCAUAUUUUGUUACUAGGCGUGAAACCAGUAAAUUGAGGCUCACACAAGGCCACGAGUACUCCGCAAACAUCACUGAUUUAAUUGAAAAAAAUAGAGAGAAGGCAAAGCAUCACUGCUUGUCGACAGUGGGUGGAUGAGUGUGAGCGGUUGUUAGGUAUCCGCCCCGUUCUUAGGACUGACCUUCAGGGGUCAUCUCUGAGGAUGCCAUGGUUGAGGGAGCACUUCCAGGUGCUUCCUCCCGACGCUAAUGAGGUGAUGAUCCAGCAGCAUGCUCGGGCUUAUAUAUUGAUGAUGAUGGGAGCCUCCAUUUUCGCUGACAAGAGCGGAAAUGAGGUUCAGGUGCUGCACUUGCCUUUGCUAGAGAGGUUUGAUGUAGCAUCACAGUUCAGCUGGGGUAGUGCCACCCUGGCUUACCUGUACAGACAGCUUUGUCGCGGCUGCCAGAGAGGGAGCAAAGAGCUUGGGGGAUUUUUGCUACUCCUCCAGAUUUGGUCAUGGGAGUAUAUCCACAUUGGGCGUCCCAUUAUAGUCGGAUAUCAUGGCAUUGAUGGACAGCCACUGCCUGAUGAGCCUCCACGUCUUCUAGGACCUCAUCAUGUACGGGGCGAGGACCCUCUAGGCCGUCGAUGGUUAUAUGCUGGUCUAUCUCGCAUGUCCUCUGCUACUGGGCUCGGUGUGUACAGGGAUGCAUUAGAUCGGAUGUCUGAGAACCAAAUUACAUGGAUGCCGUUUACACCUGAGAUGUUAGCAGAGUUGCCCCCAGCUGGACGAGAGCAUACUCACAUAUGGCGAGCACGUGUGCCGUUGAUAUGUUUUGACAUUGUUGAGCUUCAUUUGCCUGAUAGAGUCUUGCGACAGUUUGGGUUUGAGCAGGUCGUUCCACGGCCUAUCGACACUUAUGUUGAGCUGCAUAGGCUGGAUAGGCGUGGAAAGCAUACAGAGGAUUGGGCACUCAGACAUGUCUGAUAUGUGACUAUGUGGGAAAGGAGAGCUGAGCUAGUUGUGGCUGGGACACCGACAUAUGUGCCAUCUGUUUCAGGAGACUACAUGGGAUGGUAUUACAACAUCACUCGUUUGUUUGUGUCUCCUUCGUUCAGACUCCCUACUCAUCAUUAUCAGCCUAGCUCCUUAGCUUUGCAUCUUACGACACGAGCUUUGCAGCGCAUACAUCAGCGGGCUACUGCCACAGUGACCGAUAGUCCUGAUGUGGACUUGUAUGGACAGGCUCUGACAGGCAUUGCGUCUUUGUGUUCAGAUGUGUUGGGGCGAGUCGACUACGGCCAUCUUAUACACAUGCCCCCAUCUCAGGAGAUGCCAUCCACGUCUAGUGCAGCGGCGGCUUCAUCAUCCCAGACGCAGCAUGAGAGAGUGGUUCUUCAACCACGA